Molecule: messenger RNA, 999 nt
Organism: Caenorhabditis remanei
Lineage: Eukaryota; Metazoa; Nematoda; Chromadorea; Rhabditida; Rhabditidae
Exons: 5
Coding region: 1-999 (332 amino acids)
Biological process (GO): regulation of DNA-templated transcription
Molecular function (GO): zinc ion binding; DNA-binding transcription factor activity; sequence-specific DNA binding
Source: RefSeq, a predicted model, not a curated record
AUGAUAUCACUAUCCAGCUGCUCUUAUAAAUGUGCGGUUUGUGAUAAACCCACGUACAGUUUCAACUAUGCAGUUCUCUCUUGCAACGCUUGCAAGAUGUUCUUCCGGAGGUGUCGCAACCUGAAAACUCCAAUCGAGCCGUGCAGAACGAACGGAAACUGUGGAGAUCUUGUCAGCUGUUGCUGGAAUGAAAAUUCAAGGAAUAGUACAACACCAAAACCUGCUUCCCAGCUGACCCCAAUCCUUCAAAACCUCAUAUACCUUGACGCCGAUCGACACCAAACUUUUUCCACGUAUUUAUCAAUGGAGAACCCUGGUCUUGACGACGUUAUUCUCUCUAAUUCCAUCACAUUCAUUGAAAAAACAUCUCAGAUGAAACCAGAUUUCUAUGAUUGGGCUACAAUGGACCAAAUCUCAGCUAUAAUUUUCAUGAAGAGAUUUAGUUUUAUCAAUUGGCUCUCCCCAUCCGAACUCAAAUCUUUCGUUAAAAACUCUUAUAUUCAGUUUAUAAUGUUAUGCAAUGCAAUGAGAUCAGUAGGUCUGAAAAGUGACACUGUAGGGUAUCCGGAUGACGUGGAUAUUUUUCCAGAAGAAAUUCGACAGAUGUAUACGGACUGCUCAGAAAAAUUACUCAAAAUCCAUUUUAUGAUAGUUGCCAGGUUGAUAGAGUUAAAAAUAACAAAAGAAGAAUUUGUGCUGCUCGGCGCUAUAAUUAUAUGUGAUCCAGCAUUCGACUGCACAGAAGCAAAUCGAAAUAGAAUCUCACAAUACCAAAAAAUAUAUUCGUCGACUUUUCUAGAAUAUUGUCAGCAUAGAUAUCAAAAAUCCGGACCAUCCAGAUUCAUUGAUAUCCUCUCGAUAUGUUUCACUAUCAACAGAACAUUUGUAGAGUUCGGUGAAGUGUUAAUGAUGUUUGACAAUGAGGCAAAAAUCAAAAAGUUAUUCACCGACUUUUUCGCGUUCGUGCUCAAUAAGCGAGAGUCUUUUGGUAUUUCAUGA